UCCGAGUUGUUAGUAUGUGGUUAUGUUACCACUUGCUGCUUCCCACGCUUUGUCUACAAUUAAAUUAAAGAUAUAAACUUAAACAAUGAAAGAUAUUAAUGUUAUUUUGUGAACAAAUUUAUAGCAGUGUAGUAUUUAAAAUUAUUUUUAUGCUACUAAUUAAAAGUGAUUUAAAAAAAAAAUUUAAUUUAUAAUUGAGAAAAGGUGUCAUUGAUUCGAUCAGUCAACCAUUAAAAGUGCAAGUGCUACUACUUACUGUACGAGCUCUGUGUCAUUGUGUGAUCUCAUGCUACCAACCAAACGGUGUUCACAAAUCCGAAAAUCGUAUUUUCCAUUGUGGUUUCAAGGUUGACACCAGUUGUAUUUUACCGGAAAAGCCCGAUGUUAUUUUAAGAUCUUAAGAACCCCUUGAGGGAGAGACACAGCGAUGGUGGACUACUACAGGGUACUUGGUGUAACUCGAACUGCUACUGACACUGAAAUAAAGAAAGCGUACAGAAAACUAGCACUGAAAUGGCAUCCUGAUAAAAAUCCUGACAAUUCUGAUGAAGCUAAUCGAAGAUUCAAAGAAAUUUCUGAAGCUUAUGAGGUUCUUUCAGAUGAAUCCAAGCGGAAAUUAUAUGAUGCACGUGGUUCCAGUCAUCACGGUCACAGAUAUCAAAGCAAGAAUGGAGUCAAUGGUCAUCGACACUUUAGCUUCAAAGGGUUCUUUGGAGAUACACCAUUCCACCGCUUUUUUGAGAGAAAACGCAGAGUGUAUGACCAGUACGGCAAGGAAGGAUUGAAUAACGGAAGAGGUCGUCGCUCUGCCGCAGACGAGGACUACGAAUUUGGCUAUGCAAGCUUCCCAUUCACAUUCCGAGAUCCCGAAGAAGUAUUCAGAGAAUUCUUUGGUGCCUCAUCUUUCGGGGAUUUAUUUGCUGAAAUCAAUGGUCACGGACACCAUCCGAGGCACAGUCGACGAAGUCACCCGAGCACCUCCCUCACGUCGUCCAUGUUCAAUCCGUUCGGGUUCGGGAUGCAGGGGCUGGACGACAUAUUCGCUCACACGAACGGGAACACGUUCACGUCUUUCUCGACCUUCAACAGUUCGCUGGCGGGCCCCGGCAGCGCCAACAUGAGGAGCACCACCACAACAACGCGUACUGUCAACGGAAAAAAGAUCACAACCAAGAAAGUCACAGAGAACGGACGAGAGACAAUAAUGUCUUACGAAAACGGGGUUCUAAAGUCAAAGACUGUCAAUGGAGUACCUCAAUCGCUAACGUACAGUUAAUUUAUUGUAUUUUUGUAACCAAAUUUGAUCCAAAUGUUAUUUGUAUUCAACGUAAUGCGAUGUACGCGAGUUCCGAUUUUUAUUUUUAUUUUGCUUUUAAUAGUUUAGCAUUCGAUACUAAAUUUAAUAAAACUAAAAUUGUGAUUACACGUAGGUAAAUGAUGCUUUCGAACACAACAAAGUGGAUGCGAGGGCAGACUUGCUGCUCAACAUAUCUCUUAGGUUUAAUAAUGUCGUCGACCCACUCGACUGGAUAUAAAGAUGAUUGAUUCAAAUUGAUCGCUACUACGACGAUAACGUUAUUUUGCUGCCAAUUUUUUUUUUAAUCUUUAUUUUAGGGUCUAGAUUUUAAAGUGUUUAUCACAUUAAUUGUAGAUUAGCAAAUGUUGGAACAACUUCUUUAUUUAGGUACCCAACUAUCUGGGAACGUUUGUACGAAAGAAUCCUUAGGUUACGUAAUUUUCAGUUUACGCAUUUUGAUUCGAAACUAUUGUUUAGUGUAUGAGGGUAGGAGCGCAUUGAAAUUGUUCCUACCUCUUGACAUAAACUCCACUGUUCCUCUCGAGUCCACUGCGAGCACGCGGUGGCCAAUACGCUAUAAUACUACCAAGUGAACGGUACAUAACGCUAAACUAUAAUUUCUAAGACACGAACUUACACUCGAAAUCGGUAUCAUUAUCAUCAAUAAAAUAGACAAAAACGGGCGCAAGUCAUUCGUGCGCGUCAUAUUGUCAACGAGGAUUUAACAUUUGUCAUAAAUACGAUUGCCAUUGCGAAUAUCUACUGUUUUUUCUAAAGUCAAAAUAUAGUAGGCUUAAUAACCAUUGAAAAUUGAUAGAAAAAACAUUAGAAAACUAAUUCUUGUUACAGAAAGCUUUAAAAACUUUGUGCUUUAUGUAAAUUUAAUUUUCAAGUUUACAAGGUCGGUUAUUUUCUAAAUAUUAAAUUAGUAUUUGUUUGUUUAGGGGAAAAACUUAGACAAUAUGCUAUUCUUGUUUUUGCUAUUAAUAAAAGCGGGAAUAUGUAUUUUUGUAAUGUGUAAUAAAUUACUUUCGAGACUUUGAAGUAGAAUAUCUAUCUCGAUUCUUGUUCUCUUUUGUUCUUGCGACCCAUAUUUUUGAAGUAAAUAAUAUCAUUCCUACAUGAGAACACAAAAGGUACAAAUUUUUAUUUUAUUUUUAGGAGUUUAUUUCCAAGUCUUUGCCAAAAAACAGCUUAGCUUUAUAAUAAUAAUGUUUAGCAAAUUGUCAUUUGAUGUUAAAAGUUACUUUGUACGUUUUCAUUUUGGUUUAUGAUUAUAAAUUAAAUCGAUGUUUGAAUGUGAUUAAAACUACAGUUUAUUGUGUAAUUUAAGCACUAGACGCCUUUUCUAUUUUUACUGCAUUAUCAAUAUGUAGUAUUCAUAUAAUGUACUUAAAUUCUGUUGGUUGAAUUAUUGAAAUUAGGUACUUGGAAUGUAACUAAAUUAAAACAAGUCAGAUUCUUAAGAUGCUGUAGUGCCAUCAUUAUGAAACAAUUUUAGCACUCAAUUAACUUUGUAUAUAAUAAAUUUAACUUCAAGAUCUCGUUUCUUAAAUUGUCAGCGACUAGAGAGCACUACAACGGAAAAGAUACCUAAUAAAAUAUAAUUUAUAAAA
Messenger RNA from Bombyx mandarina (wild silkworm), 2913 nucleotides. RefSeq names its product DnaJ heat shock protein family (Hsp40) member B6 mrj (gene mrj). Gene Ontology annotation, molecular function: Hsp70 protein binding. Lineage: Eukaryota; Metazoa; Arthropoda; Insecta; Lepidoptera; Bombycidae. The record is from RefSeq and is a predicted model, not a curated record.